AUGCUGUCAUUCGUUGCCUACUUCCCCAUCUACCUUGACGGCGCCAACGCAGACCACCUCGUCGGCGAAGUCGAUGCUCCCGGCGUUCUAGGUCUCCCGGUAGAUUACCCCCCACAUGCGCUGCGCAACCCCAACAGCCUCUUCACCAAGCAGUUCAUCGCCAACGCCAGCGAGAUCACCAAAGCAGACGGCAUUCUUGUCAACACGUUCCAUGCGUUGGAGCCAGAGGCACUCGCUGCCCUGCGGGACGGCAAGGUCGUUCCCGGAUUCCCUCCGGUGUUCGCCGUUGGCCCGCUCAAGUCGACGACCGUAGCGAGAAGCAACAAGGCGGUACUUGGUGCCUCCCCUAUUGCCUGGCUCGGAGAGCAGCCGGCGCGAUCGGUGGUGUACGUCGCCUUCGGUAACCGUAGCGCCGCCACGCUGGAACAGAUCCAUGAGAUCGGCGCCGGGCUGGAGGCCAGCGGCUGCCGGUUCCUGUGGGUGGUAAAGACCACAAUAGUGGACCGCGACGACACCGCGGAGCUCAGGGACGUGCUGGGCGAUGGGUUCUUGGAGCGUGUCCAAGGGCGUGGCCUCGUGCCCAAGGAGUGGGUGGACCAGGAGGAGGUCCUGAAACACCCGGCAGUGGGGCUGUUCCUAAGCCACUGCGGGUGGAACUCGGUGACGGAGGCGGCCGCGUACGGCGUACCGAUGCUGGCAUGGCCGACGUUGGGCGACCAAAAAAUAAUCGCGACCGUGAUAAGAAGCGGCGGUUUCGGGUUGUGGAUGGAACAUUGGAGCUGGGAGGAGGAGAACUCGGUGGUCAGCGGGACCGAGAUAGGGGAAAAGGUGAAGGAGCUGAUGGGCGAUGAGACGAUUUCGGCAAGGGCGACCAAGGUCGGCGAGGAGGCCACCAAGGCAGUCGCCCAAGGCGGCUCAAGCUACCAGAGCAUGCAGGAAUUUCUUGCUAUGCUUUAG
Molecule: messenger RNA, 957 nt
Organism: Triticum turgidum subsp. durum (durum wheat)
Lineage: Eukaryota; Viridiplantae; Streptophyta; Magnoliopsida; Poales; Poaceae
Source: the annotation of a GenBank genome assembly